AUGAAACGCUCUGCUGGAAGGAGCCGCUGGGUAACUGAAUGGCAAGUACUUAGUUUGUUGUUUUUGUCUGGCGUUUCGGAGUGGGCUUCCGCAGGAAUUCGCUAUGCCAUACCCGAGGAAACGCAAAAAGGCUCCUCGGUGGGGAAUGUGGUAGCUGAUCUGGGCUUGGAGCUCAAGCGGCUGCCGGAUCGCAGGCUCCGGGUGGUGUCUGGAGGCAGCAAGAGGUACUUUGAGGCAGAUCUGAAGAGCGGGGUGUUGUUUGUGAAGGAGCGGAUAGACCGGGAGGAACUCUGCGGGGCGCUGUCUCCGUGCACCUUGGGCUUUGAGAUUGUGCUAGAGAACCCGCUGGAGCUAUACAGCGCUGCCGUGGAGAUCCAAGACAUCAAUGACAACGACCCAGCUUUCCCGUCCAGCCAAAUCAGGCUGGAAGUCAGCGAGUCAGUGGCGUCAGGAGCGCGCUUCCCACUAGAGAGCGCGCAAGACCCGGAUGUGGGGAGUAACUCUUUGCAGACCUACCAGCUCAGCGCCAACCAGCAUUUUGUGCUAAAUGUGAAGACUGGAGGAGAUGGCAGCAAAUAUGCGGAACUGGUCCUGGAAAAGGAGCUAGACAGGGAGGAGCAACCAGAACUGCAGCUGGUCCUCACAGCACUGGAUGGGGGAAGUCCUCCGAGAUCUGCCAGUGUGCACAUCCACAUUGAUGUUCUCGACGCUAAUGACAAUGCCCCGGUCUUUAACCAGACUACCUACCGGGCGAGCGUAAGGGAGAACACACGGACAGACACUCUGGUGGUCAAAACCAGCGCCUUUGAUUUGGAUGCGGGGCCCAAUGGAGAUAUAGUUUACUCCUUCAAUAGUCACACCGCUGCCAAAGUGAGAGAGCUCUUUGCCCUGGACUCCGCUACUGGAGAACUGAGAGUCAAAGGGCGCCUAGAUUACGAAGAAACGGUUUUUUAUGAGAUUUAUGUACAAGCUAAAGACAAGGGCUCUAAUCCGGGAGUGGCUCAUUGCAAAGUACUGGUGGAAAUCAUUGAUGUAAAUGACAACGCCCCUGAGAUCACAGUGACGUCAGUAUACAGCCCGGUGCCUGAAGACGCCGCCCCAGGGACAGUGAUAGCUUUGCUAAGCGUCACUGACCUGGAUUCUGGAGAUAACGGCCUGGUAAACUGGUUUAUGCCCAUUGGCAUCCCUUUCACGCUCAGUUCCUCCCUGAAGAAUUACUACACGUUGAAAACCAAAGCAGCUUUGGAUCGGGAACUUGUGUCCGAGUAUAACAUCACCGUCACAGCCAGGGACUCGGGAUCGCCCUGGCUCUGGGCAGAAAGCCAGAUACUAGUGCAAGUGUCAGAUAUCAACGACAACCCCCCCAUAUCUCCCCAGCUCUCCUACCAGGUGUAUGUGGCGGAAAACAACCUCCCCGGCGCGCCAAUAUUUAACGUCAGUGCCUGGGAUCCUGACCUGAACCAGAACUCUCGCCUCUCCUUCUCCAUCCUGGAAAACAGCGUGCCGGGCAAUGUCGUUGGCAGGUAUUUCUCUAUCAGUCCGGAGAACGGCACCAUUUGUGCCCUGCUCUCCCUGGACCACGAAGACAUCCUGGAGUUCAGAAUAACAGUGGAUGUCCGCGAUGGCGGCCUCCCGGCGCUCUCCACCACGCUCACUGUCUCUGUGUUUGUUACGGACCUGAAUGACAACGCGCCCAACGUGUUGUACCCGCCUCCGAACGCCAGUUCCUUGCGCCUCGAGAUGAUCUCGCCGACAGUCAGCGCCGGGCACGUGGUCACCAAGCUCGUGGCCUGGGAUGCGGACUCGGGAUACAACGCUUGGCUCUCCUACACCCUUCUUCAGGCCACCGACACCAGCCUCUUCUCGGUGGGACUGCACAGCGGGGAGAUAAGCACAGCUCGCCAGCUGCAGGAGGGCGAUGCUCCUAAGCACAGUUUGGUCAUCUUGGUCAAAGACCAUGGGGAGCCAGCUCGGUCCUCUAGCGCGACCAUCACCAUAGCCGUAGCGGAGACUGCUAAGGAGGCCAUGACGGACCUCACUGAUGUAUCCCCCACACAAGACAAAAAGAAGCAGUUGACUUUCUAUUUAAUCCUGGCUGUGAUCGUGGUCUCCGUGACUUUCUUUGUCACGGUGAUAGGGGUGAGCAUUGUUCAGUUUUACAAAUGGAGGCAAUCGAAGGAGAUUUUCAGCUCCUCCAGGAGCUCCCUUUACGGAACGCCGGGGCCUUUCACCCGCAUAGACGCUGUCCGGGGUGGAUAUGUGCCUCCGAACUUCUACCAGCAGGUGUAUCUUACCACGGACUCCCGCCAGAGUGAUCUUCUGUGCACAAAGCCCUUCGCCCCUAGUCCCACUGGGAGCCGGCAGAACACUGUGAAAAACUGCGAGACCGGAUUAUAUCAUCAGAGAAUAGACACAGCUAGCAGGUGUCCCGCUCCCGGCGAGUGGCCUCGGCUGUGCCGGAGCGGAGAGAGCUCCGGAAAAGGCAGGGCGGGUUCCCCCGGUUUGGGCUGCACCAUGGGCUCAGCGGUGGAGAGCAGGGGGUUCCUGCAGUGGCAAGUAGGCGCUUUGCUUCUGGUUUCCUUCCCGCUGCGGGGUGGGGGGCAGGCGGCACAGAUCCGUUACUCCAUCCCGGAGGAGCUGGCCCCGGGAUCCUUUGUUGGGGAUGUGGCUAGGGACCUGGGUCUGGAUGCUGCCCGGGUGACCUCCCGACAGCUGCAGAUCCUGCCCGGCUCGGCUCAAAGGCACUUCAGAGCAGAGGUGCAGAGCGGUGUCUUGGUGGUGGAGGAACGGAUAGACCGAGAGCGGCUCUGCGGCUCUAGUCCGCGCUGUCUGCUGUACCUGGAGAUCUUGCUGGCCAACCCGCUGACUUCCCACCGCGUGGAAGUGGAAGUUCUGGAUGUGAACGACAACGCUCCGGCGUUCCUUACUAGCCUCACCCGCUUGGAGAUUGCCGAGUCCGCAGCGCCAGGCGCGCGAUUCCCUCUGGAGCCUGCAGAAGAUUUGGACUUUGGAGCCAACUCCGUCAGUACCUACCGGCUGAGCCCUCCUGGAUGUUUCACCUUGAGUGUCAAGAAUCGUAAAGACGGCAGCAAACACCCCGAGCUGGUUCUGGAGAAGGCGCUAGACCGGGAGCAGCAGGAACAGCAUCGGCUGGUGCUCACAGCACUGGAUGGUGGGCUUCCUGCUAAAUCCGGAACUGCUGAGAUUGUCGUCUCAGUUAUUGACGCCAACGACAACCCGCCCGUCUUUGAUCAGCCCGUGUACAAAGUAACCCUGCUGGAAAAUGCGCCGGAGGGGACUAUGGUGAUUAAAUUAAAUGCCACCGACCAGGACGAGGGGACGAAUGGAGAGAUCGCCUAUUCCUUCAGCAGCCACACUCGCCAGAAAAUCCGGCGGUUGUUCAGCCUUCAGGAAAGGAGCGGAGAGGUAAGAGUCCUGGGAAAUGUGGACUAUGAAGAGGGCACAGUAUACGAGAUCGAUGUGAGGGCCAAAGACAAGGGCUCUCCCUCUAUGGACGCCCAUUGCAGCGUCUUGGUGGAGAUAACGGAUGUCAACGACAACGCCCCUAGCGUUAGGUUCACGUCGCUCUCAGCCACGGUUCCAGAGGACGCGCCAAUGGGGACGGCGGUGGCUCUUCUCAGUGUAAGUGAUGGAGACUCCAGGGAAAACGGAGAGGUUCAGCUGCAGCUCCCGGCAGACAUCCCCUUCCAGAUCCUACCGUCCUUCAGGAACCACUACUCCUGGGUCACCAGCGGCCCGCUGGAUCGGGAGGAGGUCUCGGAGUAUAAGGUUGUGAUCACAGCUACAGAUUCUGGAUCGCCGCCACUUUCCAGCCAGAGCAGCCUCCUGAUAAACAUAUCGGACCUGAACGAUAACCCACCCCGCUUUUCCCAGCCUGCCUACCAAGCGGAGGUGCCAGAGAAUAAUGCUUUGGGCGUUCCCAUUUGCUUCGUGUCCGCCUUUGAUCCCGAUCAGGGCAGGAACUCCCAGCUGUCUUACUCCAUCGUGGAUAGUACCGUGCAGGGGGUGCCCGUUUCCUCCUAUGUCUAUGUCAGCCCCGAGAACGGGACCAUCUACAGCAGCUCCUCGUUCGAUCAUGAACAAAUCAAACAGAUAGUUGUGCAGAUACAAGCCAGGGACCGCGGGUCACCGCCUCUCAGCACCAACGUGACUGUCUCCAUCUUCAUCCUAGACCGGAACGAUAACGCUCCUCUGAUUAUCUAUCCUGUGGCUCGGAAGGGGUUCCUGGCCCAGCAGUCCGUCCCUUUCUCUUCGCAGGCGGGACACUUCGUGACCAAAGUGACAGCUGUGGACCCAGAUUCGGGGCGGAACGCAUGGCUCUCCUACAAACUGCAGCAAGCUACAGACCUAAGCCUCUUCAAAGUCUCCCCAUACACCGGGGAGAUUAGAACUACCCGAGCUCUCCUUGAACAAGACUUCCCCACGCAGAAGAUUGUCCUUGUAGUUGAAGACGGUGGGGAGCCGCCCAUGUCUACCACAACCACUGUGAUCAUGAACAUAGAGCAGGACCCUGACCCGAGCUCAGCAGACUUCAGGAGAUCUAACCUGGAACAGGAUGGCCUUCCCCACCUGACAGUGUACCUCAUAAUUGCUCUGGCAGCAAUCUCAGCCCUCUCUGCUAUGACUUGCGCAUUUUUAGCCGUGCAGAGCCUUAGAAAUGCAAGAGCCAGAAACUCGGAUGCAGUUUGGACUACUUAUCUAAAGGGAGGAAAUACCCUGCAGGCAGGGAGACAUUUUGAUAGAGGUCUUCAGAGCGUGGAGGAGAAACUGGAGUUCCCCACUGCCUUUGGGGGAGAUUUUCUUUCUCGAUGUUCUCUCCAAAAGCCCGAUCAGACUCCGUUAUCAGAGGGGAGCAAUCUCCUGUUUGCAAAACCCGUUAGUCAACCGGACAUGAACAGCGCAGACACUCUUCUGGCCAGCAAUAACCUCAGCGAUCCCAGACAAAAACUCUUUCUAAAAGAGGAUAGCUCAGAAAUGGAGCUCAGAAGCCCGGGGCAACCCGCUUGGAAAUGGCAAGUACUGAGUUUGCUUUCCCUGUGCUGCUGGGGCUGCGUCUCUGGGCAGAUUCGCUAUUCAGUGGUGGAGGAGUCGGAGCUGGGAACAGUGGUGGGGAAUGUGGCUCAAGAUCUAGGCUUAAAGGUGGCGGAUCUUUCGGGUCGCAGGCUGCGCUUGGGUUCAGAGGAGAGCAGACGGUACUUUGCGGUGAGCCUGGCCAACGGCGCUCUGCUGGUGAAUGAAAAGAUAGACAGAGAGAGCCUGUGCGGAGCCAGCGCGGGGUGUGUGCUGCCGGUGCAGGUCGUUAUAGAAACCCCCCUGGAGCUUUUCCGCCUGGAGGUUGAGAUUCUGGACCUGAAUGACAAUUCGCCCAGCUUUCCCAUUGCCCAGCGCACAGUUAGGAUAGCGGAGUCAGCCACCGUGGCUGCGCGCUUCCCUCUGGAGAGUGCCCAGGACCCGGAUGUGGGGACCAACACUGUCAGCUCCUACCGGCUCAGCCCCAGCCCGCACUUCUCACUGAAUGUGAAGAAGCUUAAGGACGGCAAACUCUUCCCGGAGCUGGUGCUAGAGCAAGCCCUGGACCGAGAGGAGCAGCGAGAACACCAGCUGGUACUGACCGCCAUUGACGGGGGAAAUCCGGCCAGGUCAGGCACUGCGCAGAUAACCGUGGUUGUUGUGGAUAUCAACGACAAUGCACCUGUGUUCGACCAGUCUGUCUACAAGGUCAGCGUGCCGGAAAACACCCCUGCGGGCACUCUGCUUAUUCAGCUCAAUGCUACUGACCCUGACGAGGGCCCCAGCGGAGAAGUACAGUACUCCUUUGCAGUCCACACUUCCGACUCCGUCCGGAAGUUGUUUUAUUUGGAUCCCCCCACUGGCGCCAUCCGCAUUCAGGGAGUUGUGGAUUUCGAAGAAGCGGGUUUCUAUGAAAUCCACGUAGGAGCCCGAGACGGGGGCGUGCCGGAAAUGGAAGGUCACUGCGUUCUCCAGGUGGAAAUAGAAGACGUCAAUGACAAUUCCCCAGAGGUCCAGCUGACCUCCUUGGUAAACCCAGUGCCAGAAAACACCCCCUUGGAGACCGUAGUGGGGCUUUUCAGUGUGCGAGACCGAGACUCGGGUGCCAAUGGGGAAGUGAGUUUAGGAAUAGCACCAAAUUUGCCAUUCAAAAUUAAAUCCUUCGAAAACCACUAUGCGCUGAUCACCCGGGAGAAGCUGGACAGAGAAUCCGUCUCUCAAUACACCAUUGAGCUGACUGCCAGAGACGCAGGAUCCCCCUCUCUGAUCACCGAGACCACAAUACUUCUGAACAUUUCGGAUGUCAAUGACAACCCCCCUCGCUUUUCUCAGACUUCUUACAACGCCUUCCUGAGGGAGAACAACCCCCCGGGCUCCUUGCUCUGCACCGUGUCUGCUUCCGAUCCCGACGAGGGAGAAAAUUCCCGCCUCACUUACUCUAUAGCGGGAAGUGAGAUCCAGGAUGCGCCUGCCUCUUCCUUCGUUCACAUUAACCCCGACAAUGGCAAUGUUUACGCGCAGCGCACUUUUGACUUUGAGUUGCUUCAGGUGCUGCAAAUCCCCGUGGCUGUGCAGGACUCGGGGUCUCCUCCUCACGGCUCCAAUGUUACCGUCUACGUCUUUAUUCUGGAUCAGAACGAUAACGCCCCGGUCGUUUUGCAGCCGGUGACUGGCAGCCAGGUCGCAGCGCCCCACAGGAUACCCCAGUCUGUUCCCGUUGGCUACAUGGUCACCAAAGUCACAGCAGUGGAUGCAGAUUCUGGACAUAACGCCUGGCUCUCCUAUUCGCUGCUACCACAGUCAACAGACCCCUCCUUGUUCCGAGUGGCUCCUUACACAGGAGAAAUCCGGACCACCCGGGGCUUCCAAGAGACAGACCUGGCCGCGCAGAAAAUCGUCGUGCUAGUCAAGGACAACGGGGACCCAGCUUUGUCCUGCACAGUCACCAUUAUGGUUUCCUUAGAAGACAAGGCGUCGGAGGAAAACUCCAAAUCUCGCGAUUUCCUUACAAGCCCCAAAGAUAAGCCCGACCGGACUCUCUAUUUAAUUAUUGCGCUGGUGGCAGUUAGCAUGGUGUCUCUUGUUACUUUCAUCGUAUUCUCUGCAAAGUGCCUCAGAAAAAGAGACGGACACUCCUGUUGCUGCCUGAGCAACUCACCCUCUAGGGACAUUUUCAAACACUCCAGCCCAAAGCUUCAGCUGAACACGGACGGCACGUUGAAAUACAUGGAGGUGACACUCAGGCCCACAGACUCUCAGAGUCAGUGUUAUAGGACCUGCUUUUCUCCAGGCUCAGACAGAAGUGACUUCACCUUUAUGAGACCUAUGAGUUGUCCCCCACCCAGUGCCCUUGCGAUGGAAAUUGACACUUUCUUAUCUGGUACGGAUACAUCGAAUGAAUCCGCUUCUCGCUGUGGAUUUAGAAAGAUGCUAAGAGCAGGAAAGUCUGCCUGGUCCCUGGGACUCCUACUUUUCUUUUCUCUCUGUUUGUUUUUGCAUAACUCUUCCGCCCAGAUCCGUUACUCUAUCCCAGAGGAACUGACUCGAGGUACCUUUGUGGGAAAUAUUGCUAAGGAUCUAGGGACAGAUGUGGCAAAACUCGCGGCUGCUAAUCUGCAGGUUCUUUCUGAUUCUGAUUCCCAAUAUUUCUCUGUGAAUGUGAACACUGGGAUUAUAGUGGUCAAUGACAGAAUCGACAGAGAGUGGCUCUGCGGGCAGAACUCGCGGUGCUUCUUGCAUCUCAAACUCGCUAUCGAAAAUCCAGCGGAGUUCUACCGCACUGAAGUGGAAAUAUUGGAUAUAAAUGAUAAUCCUCCUGAAUUCCCGAGCAGCGAGAUCGCUUUACAGAUCUAUGAACUGGCCUCUCUGGGCGCCCGCUUUCCUAUCCAUCAGGCGCAGGACCCGGACGUGGGCUCUAAUGCUUUGCAGACCUACCACCUCAGCGCCAAUGAGAAUUUCAAUCUCAACGUGAAGGCACGUACAGAUGGCAGCAAAUUCCCGGAGCUGGUGCUGGAAAGAGCGCUGGACAGGGAGCACAGACCUGUCCACCAUUUGGUCCUGACAGCUGAAGAGGGCGGCUUUCCCCCCAGGUCUAGCAAAACACGAAUUGCUGUCCGGGUUCUAGAUGCCAGUGAUAACCAUCCAGUGUUCGAUAAACCCUCCUAUCAAGCUCGUUUGGUGGAAAACUCUCCCUCGGGCACGCUAGUCAUUAAACUGAAUGCCACAGACGUGGAUGAAGGGCCUAACGGAGACGUACGCUAUUCCCUGGGCAGCCACAACUCGGAAGCCUUGCGAAGGAUAUUGACAAUAGACAAUCAGACGGGAGAAAUCCGAGUUCAGGGGAAUCUAGAUUUCGAAGACGCGUCUGUCUACGAGAUUGAAGUUGAGGCCAAGGAUAUGGGCUCUCCCACAAUGGAGGAGCAUUGUAGCGUCACUGUAGAGAUCACGGAUGUAAAUGACAAUCCCCCAGAGGUGGUCCUCACCUCCUUCUCUAGCUCCCUGAGUGAAGAUGCCCCUCCCGGGACUGUGGUCGCUGUGAUACACGUGAAAGACAGAGACUCCGGGGAGCAUGGGAGAGUCCAGUGCCAUCUACCCAGAAGCCUUCCCUUCAAACUUCGGAAAGACUUUGAGCACCAGUAUUCCCUGCUCACCAGCCAAGGGCUGGACCGCGAGAGCGUCUCCCAGUACAAUGUCACCAUCUCCGCCUCUGACCUGGGAAGCCCCCCUCUCUCGCGACACACAAUUCUCUCCAUCACGCUUGCAGACAUCAAUGACAACACGCCACAGUUCGAGAGAACUUCUUAUGAAGUCAUCGUGAAAGAGAACAACCCGGUGGGGGAAAUACUGGUCACGGUAUCCGCAACCGAUCCAGAUUUGGACCAGAACUCGCGCCUUUCCUAUUCUGUUCUGAGCAGCCCAGGGAAAGGUCCCGCUGCGGAUCCUUCCGCAUACAUCUCCAUAAACCCAACAAGUGGGCAGGUUUUGGCGAAGCUGCCUUUUGAUUACGAGCAAACCACUUAUUUCCAGUUCCAGGUGGAAGCCUCGGAUGGCGGCUCUCCCGCUCUCAGCAGCAGGACAGUGGUCCACGUCUUCGUCACAGACCAAAAUGACAACGCCCCAGGGAUCCAGUUCCCUUUGACCGGGAAGGACUCAGUAGUCCAGUUCAGGAUUCCCCGCUCUACCAGGCCCCAGGCCUUAAUAACGAAGAUCAUAGCAGUGGACCUAGACUCCGGACGAAAUGCAUGGCUCGCCUACCAUUUAAUGCAGGCAACCGAUCCUAGUCUCUUCGGGGUGGCCCUGCGCUCCGGAGAAAUCCGGACCACUCGAGCCCUCCAGGAGCAGGAUGCUGCCACGCAGGAACUCUUCUUGGUAGUCAAAGACUCAGGCGAGCCGCCCAUGUCCACCUCCGUCACCGUGUUGGUGUUGCUGGAGGAGAAUGCCCCCGAAGCCUUCCUGGGGUUAAAGGCUCAGGCGGCGGAAAGUGAGAGCGUCCCCAGGUUAACACUGUAUUUAAUCAUUUCAUUAGUAAUAAUCUCAGUGUUGUCAUUGGCUGCUUUGGUGGGGCUGGGUGUCCGGUGUGUCAGGGGAGACGCACGUGGUGCGGUUGGCUGCUGUGUGAAAGCGGCCACGCUCCGGGUGCCCCCAAAUCCGUUGCUCGGACACGUACAGUACCAGCCCAGCCUGGGGGACGCCACGAUCGACAUGCAGGUGACUGCCACGGCCCCCCCUGCCCGGGGGCAUAGAUCCUGCUUCUCUUCAGUCUCGGACAUCAGCGAGUUCAUGUUCAUGAAACCCUCUGUGAGCCUCGGAAACAGCUCGGGCAACAGCCCGCCUGAUCGCAGCUUCUCCACUGAGGUGAGCUCCCUGAAUGUGCCAAUGCAGUGUCCCCAGCUGCCCCCGCCGUGUGACCUGCAGCGUAUCUGGCCGGGCAGCCGGGAGCACCCGAGAAGCGGACUUUGGGGACACUGGAACCGGCUGCGCGAGUUCCUGGGAGGCAGCGAGCGGGACGGGAGCUGGGGAGGCGGCGCCGAGUGGCUUCGGAUACACACAGCUGAGCGCGGCAUGGCCGGGAGACCGAGUUUGCGCUGGCAGCUCCUGCUGCUUGGUGCUUUCCUCUCUCUGCUGGACCCGGCUCGCGCACAGACUCGCUACUCAGUGCCCGAAGGCCUCGAGCCCGGCUCCUUUGUGGGGAACAUUGCCAAGGAUCUGGGUGUGGACGUGCGGAGCCUCUCGGCCCGCAGCCUGCGGCUGGUCAGCGAGGGCGGCCGCCAGCACUUCCAGGUGAACCUGGCCGACGGAGUCCUGCUUGUGAAUGAGAAACUAGACCGGGAAGCACUGUGCGGUCGGAGCUCCACGUGCUCCCUGCAGCUCCAGCUGGUGCUGGAGAGCCCGCUACAGCUGCACCGGGUGGAGGUGGAAAUCCUAGAUGUCAAUGACAACGCGCCGCAGUUCCCGAAGAAGGAAGUUUCUUUAGAGAUCACCGAGGUAGCAAACCCAGGGACUCGCUUACCCCUGGAGGUAGCAGAAGACCCAGAUAUGGGCUCCAACUCCAUCUCCACCUAUGAACUCAGCGCCAGUGACCAUUUUGCCCUGAGCAUAAAUGUAAGAGGAGAUGGUGUGAAAAUGCCUGAAAUAGUGCUGGAGAAAGCCUUGGAUAGAGAGAAAGUGGCAGCCCAUCACUUAACCCUAACAGCUCUCGAUGGUGGGAACCCGGUGAGAUCAGGCACUGCCAGGAUCACAGUUCAUGUCCUGGAUGCCAAUGACAACCCCCCUGCGUGUGAUCCGCCAAUUUCCAAAGUGUUUCUGGAAGAAAAUGUCCUGUCAGGGACGCUGGUUACACAGCUGAACGUCACUGACUUGGAUGAAGGCCUGAAUGGACAGGUUGAAUAUUCAUUCAAAACCAGCAAUAAUGCCCCCGAUACAUUCCUCAGGCUGUUUAGCCUGGACCCCCAGACAGGGCAGAUCACAACCAAAGCCCCGCUGGAUUACGAGAACUCCAGCGCUUAUGAGAUCACCAUUCGAGCCAGAGACAAGGGCUCUCCCGCAAUGGAGGGGCAUUGCAGCCUCCGGGUGGAACUGGUGGACGUGAACGAUAACAGCCCGGACAUUGUGCUGACUUCCCUGUCCAGCCCCGUGCAGGAAGAUGCACCCCCAGGGACUGUGAUAGCGCUAAUUGGUGCAAAGGACAGUGACUCUGGGGAAAACGGACACGUCCACCUGCAGAUAAGCAAUGAUCUUCCUUUUAAACUGGUGAGCUCCUUCAAAGGGCAUUACUCACUGGUCACUGCUGGGCCUCUGGAUCGAGAGAAGGCUGCUGGAUACAACAUCACUGUUACAGCCACAGAUGCUGGGUCCCCUCGAAGGUCCACUGAGCAAACCAUUUUCCUGCAGAUCUCCGAUGUGAAUGAUAAUGUGCCCAGAUUUUCCAGCCCCUCCUACACGGCCCACAUUCAGGAGAACACCCUUCCUGGGGCCUCCGUGUUCUCUGUAUCCGCCUCUGACCCUGAUGUGGGCACCAAUUCCAAGCUUUCCUACUCCAUUCUGGACACUGGCACGCAGGAUGUGCCCAUCUCAACCUACUUCCACAUCAACCCAGAGAAUGGCACCAUCUACGCCUUACGGGCUCUUGACUAUGAGCAGGACAAAGUGUUCCAGGUGCCCGUGGAGGUGCAGGACGCUGGGUCCCCUGCCCUGAGUAGCACCGCCAUGCUCCACCUGUUUGUCCUGGAUCAGAACGACAACGCACCUACCAUUGUGUACCCACCUGUCCCCAGGGGCUCCGCCUUCCAACAGACAGUCCCCUCCUCAGCAGAACCCGGCUACUUAGUCGCCAAGAUUGUGGCGGUGGAUGCUGACAGCGGCCACAAUGCCUGGCUCUCCUACCAGCUCCAGGAGACCAGUGAGCCGUGUCCCUUCCGGGUGGAACUCCGCUCCGGAGAGAUCCGAAUAACUGAGGCACUUAGGGAGUCAGAAGCGCCCCACAGGCUAGUGGUCCAGGUGAGGGACAAUGGGAUUCCCUCCCUGUCCGCCUCAGUGGCUCUAGUAAUCUCCCCCGAGGAGAAUGCAGUACAAGACUUUGCCAAGGCCUUGGACCUUCCCAAAUUGCCUUCCAGAGCAUCCAGCGUCACUCUCUACCUCAUCAUCUCCCUGGUAGCCAUUUCCCUGGUGUCAUGCGUGAUGCUGGCUGUCCUUGGCACCAGGUGCCUCAAAUCAGUCUCCACAGCUGCAGGCUGGCCCCUCUCACACUGUUGUAGGAGGACAGGCCGCAAGUCCACAUCCAACUUCCCUGGGCAGUUGAAUCCGGACGGUUUCAUCAAGUAUUUGGAUGUGGGUGGAGCAGGGCUGGUGUCCCAGGCACAACAGUACAAGUCUUGUUUCUCUCCAAUGUCUGAUCAAGGAGAUUUCCUCUUCAUAAGACCUUUCAGCCAUUCCACUACCGGGGAGAGCAUGGCUGCCUUUGAUCAGGUGGCCAGUGCUUUACUAAUUAUUUCUGGUACUAUAGAGUUCUUCAGAUUAAACUGA
This is a messenger RNA of Chelonoidis abingdonii (Abingdon island giant tortoise), 12552 nucleotides long. The record is from RefSeq and is a predicted model, not a curated record. Lineage: Eukaryota; Metazoa; Chordata; Testudines; Testudinidae.